AUGUCUUCACGACCGUGGUCCAAGGGCAAGGCCAAGGGCGCAGGCCGCAACCAAGACUUCGACGACGCAGAAAAGGGCAUGUUCGACUACACGCCCGGCUUGCCCAUCAUCCCGCCCCGCAGCAGCCGCUCCGACAGGAAGAAGUCGCUCUACGUCGACACGGAUCUGUGGCCGCUGUCCCCCGUGCACGAAGGUCUCACCCCCCGCUGGAUCCUGUUUUGGCUCUGGUUCAACACGUACCGCAAGUUCUUCACCUUUGUCGUCCUGCUCAACAUUACCGGCAUCGUCAUGGCCGGGCUGGGGCGCUUCAAGUACGCCGAGAAUCACUUGGGUGCCUUGGUGCUGGGGAAUUUGUUGUGUGCCGUGCUCAUGCGCAACGAGCUGUUUCUUCGAAUCCUCUACAUCAUUGCUAUUUACGGACUGCGAAGCUGGGCCCCGGUUCCCAUUAAAUUGGGCGUCACCUCCGUUUUGCAGCAUGUGGGCGGCAUUCACUCCGGAUGCGCUCUCUCGGGCGCUGGAUGGCUUGUUUUCAAGAUUGUCGACAUCAUCCGGAACCAGUCCGUGCAGCACAUUACCGUAAUCGUGGCCGGAAUCAUCACCAACGUUCUCGUGCUCAUCUCCAUCUUGAGCGCGUUCCCGUGGGUGCGAAACAACUACCACAACGUAUUCGAAGGCCAUCACCGCUUCAUCGGCUGGCUUGGUCUUGCGGCGACCUGGGUCUUUGUCAUCUUGGGUAAUUUCUACGACAUCAAGUUGAAGGAGUGGCGUGCCGAUGCCGACUCCCUCCUUAGUGCACAGGAGUUUUGGUUUGCCGUUUUCAUGACCGUCUUCGUCCUCAUUCCUUGGAUCACGCUUCGAAAGGUCCCCGUCGAGGUCGAAAUCCCAUCCCCCAAGGUCGCCAUCCUCAAGUUCCAGCGUGGCAUGCAGCAGGGUCUCCUGGGCCGCAUCAGCCGCACCUCGGUCAUGGAGUACCACGCCUUUGGCAUCAUUAGCGAGGGUCGCAAGUCCGACUGCCACUACAUGAUUUGCGGCGUCCAGGGCGAUUUCACAAAGGGCCUCGUUGACGACCCGCCCAAGUUUGUCUGGACCCGCGAACUCAAAUUCGCCGGCGUCGGACAUGCUUCGGCCAUGUUUAAGCGAGGAAUUCGCAUUUGCACGGGAACUGGUAUUGGAGCCGCGCUCUCGACCUGUAUCCAGAGCAAGAACUGGUUCCUCAUCUGGAUCGGUUCGGACCAAGAGAGGACAUUUGGACCUACGAUCUCGGGCCUUAUCCACAAGCACAUCGAGCCGGAACGCAUGAUCCUCUGGGACUCCAAGAAGCGAGGCGGCCGGCCGGAUACCGUGGGCCUCCUCAAGGAGACGUGGGACAGCUUCGGAGCCGAGGUCAUCUUCAUCACCUCCAACAUGCAGGGCAACGACGAGAUGAUGCAGGGCUGCGCUGCAGCUGGUUUACACGCAUUCGGCACGCUGUGGGACUUUUAA
Molecule: messenger RNA, 1482 nt
Organism: Parascedosporium putredinis
Lineage: Eukaryota; Fungi; Ascomycota; Sordariomycetes; Microascales; Microascaceae
Source: the annotation of a GenBank genome assembly